AUGGCUUCCCCAGUUUUCAAGGUCUCUUUGAAGUUGGGCGAGCAGUCUGGGGAAGUUGGCAUGAAAAAGAUGAGAGUAAUUUUUGGUUAUAGCUACUCCCAGCAGGUUAGAGCGCAGGAGGUUAAGGCGCAGGAGGUUCCAGCGCUAGAAGUGAAAGAGCCGGAGCCCAAACCAAUACCAGUUAUGAAACUGAUGGAUCCAUUUAUUAAAGUGGAAGAUGUCAGCCGCCACUACAGACCAUUGUUUGGGCUUCGCCUUAUAUUUGAGUGUCCCUAUGGCCCUAGUCACCCGAUGGACACCAAGGAAAGUGAGCAUAAGACCGCAGCUCACCAGGGCCCCACCAAGAUGCCAGGGUACUGCGAAUGCUGCAGGUGCAUCUACCCUGAUCUGGAAGAACAUCUUGAAAGCCCUCAGCACAAAAACGUUGUGGAGGGCCAAGAUUACAAGGCCCUGGAUGACCUUAUUGCCACCCUGUGCGCGGACUGGGAGGAGCACUGAAGAUCAAAACACUUUCACCCAGUUCCUGUGUGUGCUGGACUGCUUGGGAGCCAUUAUCCGAUAUGCUCUACUGUCACCUGCUGCAACUCCCGCAUCUCCAGCCGGAUAUGAAAAACCUUAUCCUUAUGUACCACCAAAAAGCUCUGUGAGCAUAUCACUAUCACCAUCUAUCUUAAAAAAAAAAAUAUAUAUAUAUAUAUAUAUAUAUAUAUAUAAAUAUUGUAUGCAGCAGAGCUAGUGAUCUAUAUACGGCUCCUUCUUGUUUAUAUUAUGCAGGCACCAUAAUUGAGAAGGUCACCAUAUGAAUUUUAAUCUUACGCUUAUGCAAUAA
This is a messenger RNA of Pseudophryne corroboree (corroboree frog), 829 nucleotides long. Its product is annotated as protein DBF4 homolog A-like. Gene Ontology annotation, molecular function: zinc ion binding; protein serine/threonine kinase activator activity; nucleic acid binding. The record is from RefSeq and is a predicted model, not a curated record. The transcript has 7 exons. The coding region runs from base 1 to 498 and encodes 165 amino acids. Gene Ontology annotation, biological process: positive regulation of nuclear cell cycle DNA replication; regulation of cell cycle phase transition. Lineage: Eukaryota; Metazoa; Chordata; Amphibia; Anura; Myobatrachidae. Gene Ontology annotation, cellular component: Dbf4-dependent protein kinase complex.